Molecule: messenger RNA, 2636 nt
Organism: Anarrhichthys ocellatus (wolf-eel)
Lineage: Eukaryota; Metazoa; Chordata; Actinopteri; Perciformes; Anarhichadidae
Product: immunoglobulin-like domain-containing receptor 2
Exons: 10
Coding region: 292-2163 (623 amino acids)
Biological process (GO): pancreas development
Cellular component (GO): membrane
Source: RefSeq, a predicted model, not a curated record
CUCCCGACUCUUCCCGGGAGGCCUGCCACUACACCCGCUGCGGAAAAUCUAAAUUAGACUCCACACAUAUGAAAACUAAAGAAACAACUCUACAAAAUCUUGUGUUGUAUUUACAUUGUUGCACCGGAGUUCCAGGCCUUUAUCGAAUCAGUGCUGUGUUUGGACUCACCUAUGAAUUGGUACAGUCCCGUUAGUCGCAGUCUGUGAGUCCUGUUUACCGCUGCAGUGAGCGGACAACCAGAAUGACCAUCAUGCGGAUUAACUGCACUUUACCAUAAAACGGACUGUAAAAUGAACUUUUACCGGCUGGCUUUUUUACUGUGCGCAUCAGUGUGUGUGUGCGAUGGCGUGCAUGUCACAGUGCGGGAGAAGCAGCGGUUUGCGAUGCUCUUCCAGUCCGUGGUCCUCCCGUGCCAGUACCAAACGGCCUCCACUCAGAACCCGGUGGUGCAGUGGUGGUACAAGUCCUACUGCCGAGACCGCACACGAGAGUCCUUCACCCUGCCCGAGAGUCUGGGCGUCCAGGCCUCCGAGCUGGGCGCCGCGUCCCACCUGGAGUGCUCCGACAGCAGCCGCACGGUUCGGGUUGUGGCCUCGGCACAGGGAGCCUCCAUGACGCUGGCUGAGCACUACAAAGGAAGAGACAUCGCCAUCGUCAACAAAGCAGACCUGCGUAUCGGGGAGCUGCAGUGGGGAGACAGUGGAGUGUACUUCUGUAAAGUCGUCAUUGCUGAUGAUCUGGAGGGGAAGAAUGAGGCCCAGCUGGAGUUACUGGUGCUCGGCAGGACAGGUCAGCAGGACGAUAUCCUACCUGAGUUUGAUGUGGAGAUUAUGCCAGAGUGGGUGUUUGUCGGAUCUGUCGUCCUGGGCAGUAUCUUGUUCCUGUUGUUGUUGGGGAUCUGCUGGUGCCAGUGUUGUCCUCACUCCUGCUGCUGCUACGUCAGCUGCUGCUGCUGUCCUGACACCUGCUGCUGUCCACGACACUUGUACGAGGCAGGGAAGAUGGCGAAGAGUGGACUGCCUGCUCAGGUUCCUGUGUAUCCCUACUACAUCCCUGGUGUUCCUACUGUUGUUCCUCUUGCCCCUUCUUCCCAUGUGGAGACAAAGAUCGCCUCCAUCCCCUCAGUGGAGAAUAACCUGGCUGGAGCCCGCAUUGGUUAUCGACUGAAAGCCAGUCCAGACCAGGACUCAAUGAAAGUUCUGUACUACAUUGAGAAGGACCUGGCUCAUUUUCCCUCGGCCAAGUCGGCUGCAUAUAAACCCAGUAGCCUCUCAGAGCUGAGCUCUCUUCAUGAUGGAGGGACUACAGACUUCAGACACACCUAUCAGACGGUGCAGAUGAAGGCGCUCCCACCCAUCCCAGACCUCGACGACCAUUCAGUGAUGAGAGCAGCUCCACCUGCACAGAGUCGAAGGCCCAGACGGGACAGAGGCAACCACUCAGACGAUGAGCUCGACAGAAGGCGGAACCCCCACUCAGAGCACCUGCAGAGGAAGACGUUGGGCAGAAGAGGGCGCACCGGCUCCCUGGACGAGCUGGAGGAUUUCGCCCAGUCUUACGACUCCCAUGGUCGUCGCGCUGAGCCUCCAGACCGGGUCUACCAGCGGGAUUACAGCCCUCCCAGGCGUUUCUACAGAGAUGAAGAUGAUGGCUGGGUCCGCCGCAGCCCCUCCCCUUUACCACAGAAGAGGAGGGACACAUGGGACAGUGAUCGUCCCGGUCGACCGCCCCAAGGCAAAGGAUACGAUGACGCCUUCCUCAGCAGUGUGCUGGACAGCAAGACCAGGGGGCGUGGAAGGGACAGAGGUGCUUGUAGACCGGACGAGGACAGUGACACUCCCUCUAAAGGCAGCUCCAGGGGAAAGGAUAGUUACUACAGCCGGUCGCCCAGCAACCGUCCAGAGGAGGAGGACCCUUUGCCUCCGUACUCUGAGCGGGAGGCAGAGCGGUACCGCAGGGCUGACCCGACCACGGACCGGUACCGCACUGCAGAGCCUCCCAGAUCAGAGCUAUACAGGACCACUGACCCCACCAUGAGGCCUUUCUGUUACACCCGCCCCCACCAGGGAAUGUCCCAUACACUCCAGCAGGGGGGCCGAGAGGAGCAAGACAGGAGCAGAAACCUGAGCACUGCGCUGAGCAGGGACUCUCUCAUAGUGUGACAAGUUUUCCCAGCCUCCACCUGCACAGCACGGCCACUCCGUUCGUUUAAACCGUCCUGUUGCUAGACAGGAGAAGCUAACGGUUCUGCCAUCAGCCACGUCAAGUCUGGCUCCGCUCACUGAAAAUAACUGCACCAAAAAAAACAGCAGUGGUGGAUCGAAAAUGCUUGGAAAUGAAUGUGCACUCAUACAGGACGUUUCUACUAAUGUGCAUGAAUUAAAUCUGGGUAUUUCUUCACAUGUAGUGUACAGAUGUUAUGUAUGUGUUUAUUUGUUGAGUUGAGUGACACCAGUGCCAAGAUGUUUUUUUUAUUUUCAUUAUCUGCCAAUUGUUGGUAUCUGCAGGAUGCCACAGUCUUAUAUUUUCCUACAGACUUCACACUUCUCACUCAGUACAUUGCAACUCAGGUUCACUUUGUAUUUGUGUGUUUGUCUGUUGUUGAUAUUGUACUGUAUGUAAGUACUGUACCUUG